AUGGCUAUUACACAGAACCUUUCUGUUUUAUUCAUUAUUAUUGCUGUUAUUUUCAUUGAUUGUAUUUUUCAUCAAGUAAAUUGUGUAUCACCUGUUCCUGGUAAAAAAAUAACAACAGCAUAUGGUGUGAAAGGUUCAGCAUGGGUACUUGGUUAUCAUGUAGGUGCUGAUUAUGCUUGUCCCAUUGGAACAAAAGUAGUAGCAACAAAAGAUGGAGUUGUUAAGAAUUUAAAUUGGGGUGCAGCUCUAGGAACACAUGUUAUCAUUGAAACAAAAGAUACGAAUGGCAAACUUGUUCAACAUCUCUACGCACAUUUAAGUAAAAAAUUAGUUAAAGCUGGUGAUAAAGUUAAAGCUGGACAAGAAAUAGCUAAAAGUGGAAAUACAGGUCAAGUAACUGGUCCUCAUGUUCAUUAUGCUGAACGUGUCUCACCAUUUGCUUAUGCAAAUCAUCGAAAACCACUAUUUAAUUGA
This is a messenger RNA of Adineta steineri, 474 nucleotides long. Lineage: Eukaryota; Metazoa; Rotifera; Eurotatoria; Adinetida; Adinetidae. The record is from the annotation of a GenBank genome assembly.